Molecule: messenger RNA, 2613 nt
Organism: Lolium rigidum
Lineage: Eukaryota; Viridiplantae; Streptophyta; Magnoliopsida; Poales; Poaceae
Product: receptor-like protein 15
Exons: 3
Coding region: 1-2613 (870 amino acids)
Molecular function (GO): protein binding
Source: RefSeq, a predicted model, not a curated record
AUGGGCUGCUAUUUCUCAUGGGGAAGUUUUUUCCUGGUCCUGUGUGUAGCGCACUCCAUGUUUCUAUAUUCUUCAGGAUGCUUCAUGGAGGAGAGAGCGGCCCUCAUGGAUAUUAGAUCCUUGCUCGUGAGCGUGAGUUCCUAUGUUCCCACAUCGUGGGGGCACGGUGAUGACUGCUGCUCGUGGGAAAAAAUCACCUGUGACAAUAGCACAGGGCGAAUAUCGCGCCUCCAUCUUUUCCAGAUCUACGAGCCAAUCCCUAUCAAAGGAUCGGAUGGUUCCAUGCCUGCCGAAAUUGUGCAAGCCCAAUACUGGAACAUGAACUUGACAAUCUUCUCUUCGUUUCCGGAGCUACAGCUACUGGAUUUCUCUGCAAAUUUCGCUUGUUUACAGAAUUUCGAUGGUCUUCAAGGAUUAAGUAAGCUCAAGCAUCUCAACCUCAGGAACAACUAUUUCAUAGGGAGCAUCCCAGGAUCUGUUAGCAAACUCGUUUCUCUGGAGGUCAUAAAUCUCAGCAGAAAUAACAUGAGUGGAUCUCUUCAAAAUACAGGUUUGGGAAAUCUUCGGAAGCUGCGAAAAUUGCGUUUGGGAUCAAAUCAAUUGACUGGUAGCGUCCCUACAUCCCUAUUUGAGCUUCCAAGCCUUGAAUAUCUGGAUCUUUCACAUAAUGACUUUCAAGGACAUAUACCUAUAAACUCAUCUUGGAAGUGUUCCUCAUUGCUUCAGACAAUCAAGUUAUCGGGAAACAUGCUAAGCGGUAAAUUUGAUUUCUUCUGGCUGCGAAACUGUAGCAACCUCAAAGAGAUAGAUCUGUCUAUGAAUACUGAUUUGGUUGUCCAAGUGAAACUUCAUGGUUGGGUACCUAAUUUUGAACUGAAUACACUAAAACUUUCUUGCUGUAACCUUGACAAGAGCAUAAUUACGGAGCCAAAUUUUCUACGCACACGGCCUCACCUACAGGUUCUUGAUCUGUCCAACAAUAAUCUGCCUGGAACCAUGCCCAAUUGGUUGUUCAAAACAGUAGCGACACUUGCUUACCUGGAUCUUUCAAACAACACACUCGUUGGAUCACUAGAUCCGAUUUCGCAACACCAAAGUAGUCUUCAAUUGCUGAACAUAUCUCUGAACCAUAUUGAAGGGCAGUUACCGGCCAAUAUCAGUUCAAUGUUUCCGAGACUUAGGAUUCUUGAUGUUUCUCAUAAUAUUAUAUCUGGAGUUGUGGCAUCUUCAUUGUGCAACAUUGGCAUGAUUCAAUUUUUGGACCUAUCAAACAACAAGUUUACAGGAGAUGUACCAUCUUGCUUGUUCAGUGAUUGUCAUGCCCUGAAUAUUUUGAAGCUCUCAAACAACAGUCUUGGCGGAAUGAUCCUUGGCGGGGCCAGUAACUUGUCCUCUGUGUGGGGAAUAUACUUGGACGGCAACAGAUUUGAAGGAACUCUCCCCAGAAAUCUGUCUGGUAAUAGUGUCCAAAUUAUUGAUUUACAUGAUAAUAAGAUGUCGGGAGAACUGGACACUUUAUCUUGGGACCUUCCUUCACUGGAAGCUUUGAGCCUUGCUAGUAAUGGUUUAACUGGCGACAUUUCCCCAGGGAUUUGCACAUUAACAAGUUUACUGAUGUUAGACCUGUCAGACAACUACUUUACAGGGCGCAUGCCAAACUGCAGCAGUAGUACAUUACUACUCGAGUUUCUUAGUAUAUCUGGGAAUUCGGUGUCAGGCUCGCCGGAUGCUUUUUUCAACAACUCCUACAUUACAACUUUGGAUCUCAGCGAUAAUAAUUUCAGAGGCGACCUUGAGUUUACACAACGUCUUCCUCAAAUCAGUAUACUUCUAUUAGGCUGGAAUAAGUUUGAAGGGCAGAUCUCUUCAAAUAUCUGUCGUCUCCAAGACUUGACUAUACUAGACAUUUCACACAACAGCCUUUCGGGUUCCAUACCACCAUGUAUUGGUGGCAUUCCAUUUGAAGAGGCUAUCCAACUUUGGCCCAAUGCUGGUGCUAGAGUGACUUGGGAAGAUGGUCUCUACAAAUAUGACAAUCAAUAUGACCUCCAAGGCUUCACCUUCACAACUAAACGGAACCGAUACACAUACGGCCACAACUUCUUCACGGCGAUGUCUGGCAUUGACUUAUCUGCAAACAUGUUGUCAGGUGAUAUUCCACAUGAGAUAGGAAAUUUGAGCUAUAUCAAGUCUCUCAAUUUAUCAAACAAUUUCUUUAGUGGACUUAUUCCUACAUCGUUCGGAAACUUGAGCGAGAUUGAAAGCUUAGACCUAUCAGAAAACAGACUGAGUGGAUCAAUACCAUGGCAGUUAACCCGGCUAUCAUCGUUAGAGGUGUUCUCAGUAUCAUACAACAACCUAUCGGGAUGUCUACCUGACUCUGGUCAGUUUGGCUCAUUUGACAUCGACAGUUACAAAGGGAACAACAACCUUAGAGCAUGCACUCCCAAUUCAGCUCCCGUGGUACGGAGUGGUACCGUAGGAGAUUCGCCUGGUCAUGCUGACCCAAUCCUGUUCGUGGUCAGCGCCGUUUCAUUCGUCUUGACAUUUUGGGUCACCGUCAUAUUUUCAUUCUGUCAUUCAUUUGGACAGCGUGUUAUUCUCAAAAUGUAA